GUAUAAAAAAAAUGAUUGGGAGAGACCGAGUGCCGAUUUAUCAAGGGGGAGAGAAGAGAGGAGAGAGAGAACUUACAUUGGGAGGGCUGAAGCUGAAGGAUAGAGAGGGGAGGAGGAGAUGGUGCGGAAGGCAAAGGUAGAGUUUGAUGAGAGGCCGCCGGACGACUUCGAUCCAAGCAACCCGUACGGGGAUCCGGUGGCGAUGCUGGAAUACAGGGAGCACCUGGUGAGGGAGAAGUGGAUCCAAAUCGAGACGGCCAAGAUCAUCCGCGACCGCCUCCGCUGGUGCUACCGCAUCGAGGGCGUCAACCACCUUCAGAAGUGCCGCCACCUCGUCGAGCAGUAUCUCGACGCCACUCGCGGCGUCGGCUGGGGCAAAGACGCCCGCCCCCCUGAGCUCCACGGUCCCAAGAAGGAGGCUGAUUAGUUCUGAUUGUGGGCCUUGAGGUGAUGAGGUCUCUGGCUAAAUUGAAAAUGACAUGGCUAAGUUUCCAUUGCCUACUCAUUGUUAGCUGGUUUGCUUUUAUUCAAAUUAUCCGCCUGUGAGUCCCUCUGCGGAUGUUGCUUCUUGAUUUUUCAAUAAUGAAUGUUAUGGAGAAUAUAAAGUGUUCUCUUAUGUACCUUUGUUCCCUGAUGUUUAAAAAUCAGCUGUUCUAAUAUGAAGGUUGCUUACUUGCUUUAUA
This is a messenger RNA of Elaeis guineensis (African oil palm), 683 nucleotides long. RefSeq names its product NADH dehydrogenase [ubiquinone] 1 beta subcomplex subunit 10-B. The record is from RefSeq and is a predicted model, not a curated record. NCBI's taxonomy places the organism in Eukaryota, Viridiplantae, Streptophyta, Magnoliopsida, Arecales, Arecaceae. Gene Ontology annotation, cellular component: respiratory chain complex I.